AUGGAACAAACUUAUUCUGAUAUUAGUACUGGUAAUAAGAUUGAGGUACACAAAUUCUUGGAGGCUUUGGGAUUAUUAGAUAAUGAAGUCAUACCCGUCAACAUGGAUAAUGAUGACAAUAGCGAAUCUGACAUCGACGAAGAAGAUAGUAAUGAUGAAGAUAGUGAUGACGAUCAGGACAAUUAUUGGGACUCGGACCCUAGAAAAAAAUUUACCGGAUGGGAUUAUGAAAGAUGUUUUGGUGAAGAUGCUUUGAAAAAGCUUUAUCGAGACCAGGAAGCUCGUCAACGUUUUAUUCUUCUUAGGCUAUUUACCAUGCGCCUUUCUAAUUUAUCUAAGCAAGCAAAAAAUAGAUUAUUUGUCGCAUUUUCUAGAUCUAAUUCAUUUGGAGUAUUAGAACACAACGUAUUAUUGGAUGCUCUAGCUCAUCCUGUGAAAGGUUUAAAUCUUUUCGAAUACGAUGAACUCGGCUCGAAAAAAGAUCUGGGUUACCGAUAUAUCCGGAUUACCGAUAUAUCUGGAUUUGAGUGA
Messenger RNA from Racocetra persica, 531 nucleotides. The record is from the annotation of a GenBank genome assembly. NCBI's taxonomy places the organism in Eukaryota, Fungi, Glomeromycota, Glomeromycetes, Diversisporales, Gigasporaceae.